UCAGUUGAGCGGCCGAUGUGUAAGAAGACCUUUCUCUGCUAUUUUAAAGCGAAAUUUAAAUGGCUCAAAUCAAAAAUAAAAUUCUGUUUCCUGAUCUUAACCGAAAUCCAGAAGAUGAAUUUCCAAAGCAACGCGUGCCUGACUAUGUCAUUUCAGAGGUCGAAAAGCUUAUACAACUUCACGGUGAUUUAGAACUCUUCAUUGACUGGAAAACGCGAUCUAGCGUAACUGCUAGUCAGUUGAUCGACGAUGCUUACAAAAUUGCUUCACAAUUUAAAAGAAGAGCCUGUCAACCUGGAGCGGUGAUUUCGUGCUUAAUCUACAGUGAUGUCAACUAUUUUAGUUUCCUUUUGGCGACAUGGAUGUCAGGCUGUGUCUCGUCAUCUUUACAACAUUCUUUCUCGCAAGAGCUAUUGAUUCAGCUGAUACGAUCUAGCCAUAGCCGCUUAUUGCUGUGCGAUAUGGAAAGUGCGGAAAGGUGCCGAGCUAUUAAAAUUGAAUGUCCUGAAUUAGAAGAAGUCUUCGUCCUAGGCCAAUUCGAGGGCUGCACUCCAUUCGAUCGCCUUCUCAGCGACGAGGCUUUUGAUCGUGAUGAAUUCAAAAGACCCGAACCUUACGACCCAGACGAAACAUUAUCAAUGGUAUUCUCGAGUGGAACAACAGGAGAACCGAAAGGCAUUCUUCUAACUCAGCAGAACAUCUAUAGUUAUUUACUUACAGCACGACCAAAGGCUAACAGACCCGGAAUGAGAACUCUCUUCGUUCCGAGGAUAGGUAACGUCAUGGGCCUCGUUUUCGGUCUUCGAGAUGUGCUCAUCUACAGCAAAACGUAUUUGAUGUCGACCUACCGAGACGAAUGGCUAUUUGCCGCCAUUGAAGAAACCAAGCCGGAACGUGCAUUACUUUAUUUGCCUCACAUAUUGGCAAUAGCUAAACAUCCGAAAUCAGAGACGAGCAACUUGUCCAGCAUAGAGGCCGUAUUUACUGCUGGCAUGUCAAUUAGCAAAGACUUGCAAAAAAAACUAUUCUUGAAGUUGACUUCGCUAAAGACCUUCUUUAUGUUUUAUGGCAUGACGGAGUUCGCCAUCGGCACGAUGCGUCCCUUUUACGAUUACGAGGAAAACGAUCAUCGCCUUGAAGAGUUGAGAAAAAACCACAAGUUGAAACCAGAUUCAGUUGGACACCUCUGCCCAAUGAAUCUAAUGAAGGUGGUAGACGAAAACACCGGGGAAACACUGGGACCAAACCAAAAAGGUGAAUUAUGCUUCAAAGGUCCUUCGUUGUUUAAAGGAUAUUGGAAUAAUGCAGAGGCAACGACGGAUAUCGUAAGGGAUGGUUGGAUACACACAGGUGAUGUGGGCUAUUACGAUGACGAUGGAGACGUGUUUUAUGUCCAGAGAAAUAAAGAACUAAUCAAAUACCUUGGCCACCACGUGAUUCCAUCACAGCUAGAAGCGAUCCUGAAAUCCCAUCCGGCAGUUGAGGACGCUGCUGUUGUGGGAAUCAAAAGCGAAGACUAUGGUGAAUUACCAAUGGCUUAUGCAAUCAAAAAGCCAGGUCACGAUAAAUUGGAAGCUAGAAGACUCGUAAACUUUUUACACGAUCGCGUUCACGACGAAUCUUUGCUGCGAGGAGGACUCGUGUUCAUCGAUGAGAUUCCUAGAAACGUCAUGGGCAAAAUAGUCCGCCAGCAACUGCGCGAUCGAGCAGAAUCAGAAGCUUGGAAACCUUCAUCAUUUCGCUAG
Messenger RNA from Daphnia carinata, 1745 nucleotides. RefSeq names its product luciferin 4-monooxygenase-like. NCBI's taxonomy places the organism in Eukaryota, Metazoa, Arthropoda, Branchiopoda, Diplostraca, Daphniidae. The coding region runs from base 60 to 1745 and encodes 561 amino acids. Gene Ontology annotation, molecular function: CoA-ligase activity. The transcript is spliced from 12 exons. The record is from RefSeq and is a predicted model, not a curated record.